UGGGCCCCUGUACCGCCUCCUCAUGCUGCUGCCAGGCCCGUAAUCUGCCAUGGGCCUCAGUACCGAGCCUCCUCAUGCUGCUGCCAGGCCCGUAAUCUGUCAUGGGCCCCUGUACCGCCUCCUCAUGCUGCUGCCAGGUCCAGAGUGUGUCAUGGGGUCCCUGUACGGCCUUCCCAUUGCUGCUGUCUCCAUCGCCACACUCUGCCAUGUGCCACUUUCAGGUCUCCUCCACACACUGCUGGUGGGUUCCAUUUUGUCAUAGGGUGCUGUAUGGCCUCCCAUUUGCUGCUGCCUCCACCGCCACACUUUGGCUCCACACUCCACACUCUGGUUUCUGGCCCCGUGACUGCCCAAAUGAGUGAAGUGUUCGUGCGGUGAUUCUAACUCCAGGGCAUGCAUGUCAACUGCACUGACAGUAUUAUUUCUCUUCCUCCAGCAGACUCCAAAUCGGAACAUUUAAAUUAAGGUACAGUGUUCUGCACUAAAACUAA
Messenger RNA from Staurois parvus, 491 nucleotides. The record is from the annotation of a GenBank genome assembly. Lineage: Eukaryota; Metazoa; Chordata; Amphibia; Anura; Ranidae.